Messenger RNA from Adineta ricciae, 2193 nucleotides. The record is from the annotation of a GenBank genome assembly. NCBI's taxonomy places the organism in Eukaryota, Metazoa, Rotifera, Eurotatoria, Adinetida, Adinetidae.
AUGAUUCCCGCUACCGUCGUCUCACCGCAUUCAAUCAAUACAUUGGACCGUAUUGCUUUUUGCAAAAGUGUCCGUGAAAAGCGCAAACAACUUCAACUAAAUCAUCAAACAGAUGAAAAGGAUGAUAUGAAUUCAUCUGUCGAGAAUGCCUUUCUCACACAAAUGCUUCAAUCGUCGAAUUCCUCGGUUACACCCUCGUCGUCACCAUCGUCAUUGAGCAUUGCAUCCCUUUUACGAAAAGGUAAUUAUGCAUCCCCAUCAUCGUCAUCGCAUCGGACAGCCAGCAGUACUUUGACAAAUAUUUUACCGGCUCUACUCAAUGGUACAUUACAAUCACCGCGCACUAUUUCCCCGACCAGUGUAACCACAAAUGCCAUUUCAAUGAACUCCCCAACGAGUACAAACACAACUGAUACGCUUGUGGAUAUGAAAUCGUCGACAUCACUGCCUGUUUCACCUGCCACUCAUGUUUUCAAUAAUACUCGGCCGGAUUCAUCACAUAAUGACGUUUCAAAUUCAGGCAAUUCUUCGCCGCCUCGUUGCCGAUCCUACCCUAUGGCUGCCCUGACAAAACGAGCCGCUUCUCCUACAUCUACUGUGUCACCUUCUGAACCAGCACCAGUCACUCAAUCAUUUCCAUCUCCAACAUCUUAUCUAUUAGCAACAGCUUCGUCUUGUCCUUCAUUCGCAACAACAACAAAUAAUAUGAUAAUUCCAUCAACGUCUCCAUCGCCUGAUGAAAUGGCACCGAAGAUCGUUCGUUCCGCUUCAGUCAAAUCAUGUGCAUCGGAUUCUGGUGUUUCAUCCUCCAGUCCGUUGUCAGAUAACAAUAUUGUACAUGUGUUCCGUACAAAUCAGACCGAACCUAACCAUCAACCCCAAAUGCCAACUGGUAGUCGAAAACGGAAAUCUCUCGCUCAUUUCUAUGACGAACUCAAUAAAGACAAGAAAUUUUCAAGUGAAGCUACUGUUUCAUCGGGUUUUACCAUGCCAACAUCGACAACAAAUUCGAACAUUCCAUUUAGUCAACAAGAAGCAUUGGCUUUUGGUUAUGCUCAAUAUGCUCUUAUGCACACACUCACUCAACAGUUUCGUGUCAAUUAUCCCGCAGCAUUAUUGCAUGCUGCGGCAGCUUCCGGAUAUCUACCAAUUCCACCGUCAAUGAUGGCUGCUGCUGCCGUCGCGGCUGCCGCAUCUGCAAAUGCCAGCACGAAUGGAGGUAAAUCAUCACCAACAGAGAAGUUUCGCGAACGUCGGAAACAAGCGCCAGAAAGUGAUAACAAUAACAAUCAUAUUCAGUCAAACUCAUCAUUAAAUGAUCAACCAUACCGACGAGAAACCUAUCAAACUCUACUUGAAAGUAGUCGAAUAUUAGGACAACAACAACAAAAAUUACUUAAACCAGUACCAAUCGAUCUGCGAAAACAUAGUGGAAGCAAUCGAACAAAUGAUAGCCCUCUUUCAUCCAACUUUCGUUACUCAUCUUCAUCAUCAUCUGCCUCACCCUCGAAUUCUCCACCAUGUUCAAGUCCUCCAAAAGAACCCAAUAACGAUUAUGUGUGUAUUCCGAAAAAACUCAUGCCCGUCAUCGGUGCUCGCAUCAACGAUUGGCUCGAACGUAAUGUUAACUUUGCUCUAUCACUUUCCGUCGUUCAAGAAACACUCACCAAUGCGAAAGAUAAAUACUUAUUACUUUCUCGCAUCUGGCAUCGCUUACUCUUAACCAGCAUGAUUGAACACAGCUUUGAAAUCUAUGUCACCAAAGAUUUGCAAAUAACUAAUGAUAUGUCAUGUACGUCAUUAUCGACAUCGUCGACAACGAUUACCUAUCCGACCGAAAAUGAUGUUAAACAAAUCGAAUCGUUAAUAACUCGCGGUAAAACACUUGAAAUCGAUGAGAAUGGUUUCAAUCUCAUCCGCGAAAUGAUCAUUUACAAAGAAGGUAAAACAUUAUUUAAUAAUUCAUCUGGAAAUCUAUUUGAAAAAGCGGAAUGUCAAACGCAAGCAAAAUUGACCACAUGGUGUUUAACACGCGUCAAAUAUUCGAAAAUAGUUUUCUUUUUAUGCAAUAUCUAUCAAGUGAAAGAAGAUGUCUUUGAACGUUUAUUUUGUGCGGGUUCAAUGCAUCAAAGUACACCGAUUCACGCCCAUAUACAAAGAUUUUUAGACUCAACCAUAUCGAUGAAUGUUUAA